Molecule: messenger RNA, 1191 nt
Organism: Phycomyces blakesleeanus NRRL 1555(-)
Lineage: Eukaryota; Fungi; Mucoromycota; Mucoromycetes; Mucorales; Phycomycetaceae
Exons: 4
Coding region: 1-828 (275 amino acids)
Biological process (GO): pentose-phosphate shunt, non-oxidative branch; D-ribose metabolic process
Cellular component (GO): intracellular membrane-bounded organelle
Molecular function (GO): ribose-5-phosphate isomerase activity
Source: RefSeq, a predicted model, not a curated record
AUGCUACUCAUACGCCCAUCAUCCUCCUUAUUACGACAUGCUAUAGCAUUUCGAUCCCUUGCUACGCACAGUCUUUCAAAAGCUGAAAGAGGGAAGCAACUUGCUGCGUAUCGUGCAGUUGAUGAAAUGCUAGAUUCGAGUCUCGAGAAGGGCAUCAUAGGUCUCGGAUCUGGUUCAACAAUAGAACAUGCCAUUGAGCGCAUCCAUCAGCGUAAAGAUCUUCACUCGGUCGUUUAUGUACCAACCAGUUUCCAGACUAAACGGCUCAUACUACACUACAACCUUAGGCUUGGAAAUAUUGACCAAUAUACAUCGGUUGACUUGACUAUUGACGGCGCGGAUGAGGUUGACGCAAAUUUAAAUGCCAUCAAAGGAGGUGGAGCCUGUCUAUUCCAAGAAAGACUGGUUGCUCAAGCAUCCAAGAAAUUUGUCUUGAUUGCAGAUGAGCGGAAAAAAUCUGAUAAACUAGGAUCAAAGUAUCUUCGCGGUAUUCCUAUUGAAAUUGUUCCAAUGGCUCUUCAAACAGUAUUAUUUAAUAUCCAGAAUAUGUGGGAAAAUGCAACCGUGAGACUGCGAAUGGCAACACCUACAGACAAAGCAGGACCAGUUGUCACUGACAAUGGAAAUUUAAUCCUUGAUUGUCAGAUGGGACCUAUUGAUGAUCCUGUGAAUGUCUACAGAGAUAUCAAAUUAUUGACGGGUGUUGUGGAUGUUGGUUUGUUCUGUAAUAUGGCUGAAGUAGCAUACUUUGGUGGUCUGGAGGAUGAGAAGGUUGAUAUUUGGUACAAGCAAAAAUCAGGAAAAGGAUCGACUGUGGUGAGAAGCUAGAAUGAAGUUUGUAAUAAAGCAAUUAAAAGGAUAAUAUAAAAUUAAAAAGUCGAAAAGGAAAAUAGAAUUAUGCGUAAUUUACAGAAUAUAUAGUGGUAAUCAAAAGCAGAAGAAAAAGUAGAAAGUAAAAAAGUAAAGAUUAAUAAGAAAAACUGCCUUGAUCGUGGUGAAUAAAACAAGAAUGCAUGAUUUUUGUUUGGUGGAUCCAAUGAAUCCUCGUUAAUACUCGUCAUAGUCAUAAUAGUUGUCUUCAGUAACGGCUUCAUCCCAGCCCAUCUUAGAUCUUGCCUCACGCAACAGACGUUCGUCGUCUGCCAUGUCAUCCAAAUCCAUAUCUUCAUCAUCUUCUUCAUCUUCCACUUC